CUGUGGACUUCUUUAACCAGAUCAACAUGCUUUAUGGGACAAUUACAGACUUCUGCACAGAGGAGAGCUGUCCAGUGAUGUCUGCAGGGCCAAAGUAUGAAUAUCAUUGGGCAGAUGGGACCAACAUAAAGAAGCCAAUCAAGUGCUCGGCACCAAAGUACAUCGAUUACCUUAUGACCUGGGUUCAGGAUCAGCUGGAUGACGAGACGCUAUUUCCAUCUAAAAUCGGUGUUCCUUUCCCAAAGAAUUUCAUGUCCGUAGCUAAGACCAUCUUAAAGCGUCUCUUCAGAGUUUACGCUCACAUAUAUCACCAGCACUUUGAUCCGGUUAUUCAGCUUCAAGAAGAGGCACAUCUCAACACAUCCUUCAAGCACUUUAUCUUUUUUGUUCAGGAAUUUAAUCUUAUAGACAGAAGAGAACUUGCUCCGCUCCAAGAACUGAUUGAAAAACUCACUUCCAAGGACAGAUAAGCGAAAAUGAAAUUGUGGAAAUCUUGUUUUGUUUUCUUUAAGCAGGCAUGUGGGGUUUUUUAGGGAUUUGGGUUUGAAAUUCUCUACUCAUUUUAAGUUCCAGGGGACUUUUAACUCCCGAGUAAGUGUGUGGAGGUUUGCCACCUUCUGU
Molecule: messenger RNA, 621 nt
Organism: Protobothrops mucrosquamatus (brown spotted pit viper)
Lineage: Eukaryota; Metazoa; Chordata; Lepidosauria; Squamata; Viperidae
Gene: MOB1B
Product: MOB kinase activator 1B
Exons: 4
Biological process (GO): positive regulation of protein phosphorylation; hippo signaling
Cellular component (GO): nucleus; cytoplasm
Molecular function (GO): protein kinase activator activity
Source: RefSeq, a predicted model, not a curated record